Bactrocera oleae (olive fruit fly) is the source of this 2383-nucleotide messenger RNA. RefSeq names its product deformed epidermal autoregulatory factor 1 (gene Deaf1). The record is from RefSeq and is a predicted model, not a curated record. Gene Ontology annotation, molecular function: DNA binding. NCBI's taxonomy places the organism in Eukaryota, Metazoa, Arthropoda, Insecta, Diptera, Tephritidae.
UUAUGGUGUUAUUAUAAACUUUAAAAUAGAAUAUUUUAAAAUUACUACAAAAUUCAAUACUUAUUAUUCAACAGUUUGCUGAUUUUAAAUAUGGCAAUAUCAACGAAUUAGAGAUUUGAAAGAAGUCGCCUUCCAAAUGUCAAUUUUUGUUUGAGCGGUCACAAAUCAAACAAACCUUUUGUUAUCAAGAAAUGUCAUGUUCAGUUAAUAUUUUCCACAAAAUUUUAUUUAUAAGCAAAAUGUGAUUUAUUGUUUACAAAACUAACGAAUUGAAAACUUUGCUGGUUAAACUUAACGUAAAUUUAUAAAAAUACGGUGGAAAGUAGUGUGAAAAGCGCGAAGUACCAAAUAAAAGUGAAAUUAAGUGAAAAAAGUAUAGUGCAAAGAUGGAACAGGUCGAUUCUGCUGAGCUGCAUCUAGGCAGGAUACGAGAUGUAAAAGACCUGGGUGUUCUAAAUGACGAAGCGCGCGAUGUUGUGAAAGAAGAGGUGAUUUUGGAAAGUUCUGGUCACCAGCUGGAUACUAAAGUGCGAAUGGUGACCUCUAAUGAGAAUAGCGGCGGCAGUGGAGGUGUGGUCUCGGUACCGGUGUCCCUACCAAUAGGCUCUAUGAUCACAGGAGCAUCAUUUAAUGUGAUCACACCGGAUCAAUUACCGCAUUUUAAGCAAAUGCUUUGCGUCGAUAACGGUUAUAUAUCGAGCAGCCCUGUUGUAGGCAGUAUGGGUGGAGAUUUGAAGACAAUUGUCAUCCAGCAAACGACCGGAGGCGGAGGUGGUGGAAUGGGUAUCAAUCACGACGGAUCUGGCAGUAAUAACAGUCAUGAUAGUACUGCAACCAGUGAACACCCUGCUCAGGGUGCUGGUUCAGGCUGUGGAUCAGGGACAGGAGUGAAUUGGGCUGAAACAACCCAUAUGGAGGUUUUUCCAAUUCGUUGCAAGACAACCAGCGCUGAUUUGUACCGUAGUAAGUUGGGAUCUGGAGGUCGUGGACGUUGUGUCAAAUACAAGGAUAAAUGGUAUACGCCCAGCGAAUUCGAAAAUGUUUGUGGACGUGGGUCGAGUAAAGAUUGGAAGAGAUCCAUUAAAUAUGGUGGAAAAUCCUUGCAAUCCUUAAUAGAUGAUGGAAUUUUGACACCACACGCAACAAACUGCAGCUGCACCGUUUGUUGCGAUGAUGAAGCUGCAUCUGGUCCCGUUCGUUUAUUUACUCCUUAUAAACGUCGGAAGCGAAACCAAACCGAUCUUGAUGUUGAUGCGGUACCGAAGCGAAAGCGCAAUAACAACCCAAACAACAGUAAUAAUAACGUGGAACCGCCACCGACUGCAACUGUGGUUGAUGAAAAUAUCUUCUUAACUGCUGAAGAUAAUAUCACAUCAAAGGACGAACCCUGGCCUACAUUAAAUGACAGCCUUGAUACAUCGACCGAACUGGUUGAUCAAACUCAAAUUAAUCCCUAUGAUCGGGAGACAUACGUAGUUAAUAUAAAUGACACUAGUUCAAUUGCUUUGUUGGAUAAUAGUCAAGCAAUGAAAAAUCUGGAGAAUGUCUAUUGCACAAUGGUGAAGGCCACAAAUGAUUUCAAACGUAUUCUGACCGAUUUAAAGAAUUCAUACGAUCGAAAGAUCGAAAUUCUUCAAAAGGAGCGUGAUGCAGCAGUGUCCGCCAUGCGAAACCUUGAAGAUCCAAAUAUUUCUGGUUCUUUGCAUGGAAACGAAAUAAUUUCGGCAAAAAAGUGUGCUAAUUGCAACAGAGAAGCUUUAGCCGAGUGCUCGCUUUGUCGAAAGACUCCAUAUUGCUCUGAAUUCUGUCAACGAAAAGAUUGGAACGCUCAUCAAGUGGAAUGUACAAGGAAUCCUGCUCAGACAACAACUCAACAAAUAAUGCUGCUCGUAGAUGAGCAGUCCUAAGCGAAUUGUACAUAAUAAAGUAUACAUAUUUUAAUUCUUUAUACAUCUGAAAAUUAUAAAAGAAGAAGAAUAGCUAAAAACCGGAUAAUGCAAAAGCUAAUUAAAUACAAACAUAAAAUAAAAAAUUUAUUUAAACCGCAACACGAAGUAAAGUGAAAGCCAACAUCCAAAAAGGGCAAAAUACAACAAAAACAAACAAUUAAAAAAAAAAAUUGAAUAAUACAUAUUCGUCUAUGUAUACAUUUUCAUUAGUUUCUAAGCACAUAGUUAAACUUUUAACAUUUUAUUAUUUUAUGGAUAAAACUGCCGUUACAACAUCUAAUAAAGAUUUCAAAAUCAAAUUCGUAAACAUAAGUGUAGUGAAAAAACAAAAACAAAAUAAUAAUAAUGUGUUUUGUCCAUGGCACUUGAAAUCUUUAAAUUUGGGUGUGUAAUGGUUAAAAUGAUUAAAUUGGAAAUAAAUACCCUAGACGCGA